Messenger RNA from Herpailurus yagouaroundi (jaguarundi), 3397 nucleotides. It is a transcript of the gene OCA2, whose product is annotated as OCA2 melanosomal transmembrane protein. NCBI's taxonomy places the organism in Eukaryota, Metazoa, Chordata, Mammalia, Carnivora, Felidae. The record is from RefSeq and is a predicted model, not a curated record. The transcript has 24 exons. Gene Ontology annotation, biological process: melanocyte differentiation; transmembrane transport; melanin biosynthetic process. The coding region runs from base 197 to 2746 and encodes 849 amino acids. Gene Ontology annotation, cellular component: melanosome membrane.
UCCAGUCCCAGCAGAGUUUUCCUUAGCUCUCCACUCACCGUUCGGGAGCUAUCAGUUUGUAUCUUACAACUUCACUUUUGGAGAAAGAUCAAGUCGUCAGGCCAGUGGGGAGAGAGGACGUGAGGAGCUAACCUGUCUGUUCUGGGAAGCAGUGGUUUCUUUCUGGCUGACCUGGUGAGAAGAGUGACAACGGAACAUGCAUCUAGAGAACAAAGAUGGUGGGCUGACCUCUGGUGUGCUGGAGAUGGAGCUACAUCAGUCAUCUGCUCCUAUGUGUGCUGGCCUGGGAAGGCCAGGGCUGGCGGUACCUGCCACCAGCAACCGCAGGCUACUGCAGGGAGUCAACAGGGUAGACCCCACAUCCCCCUACUCCAGCAGGGCAACUGGGCAGAGCUGCUUGGCUUCUGUGGACCAGGAUUUUGGUUCAUUCCUCACAGAGCAGAGGUCUCACUCUUCUUUACCUCAGUUCUCCAACUCCAGGUCAAAAGACCCCUGCUUUACAGAAAAUACCCCUUUGCUGGGAAAUUCCUCACAAGAGAAAGGGUCAUGGGGCAUGCCUAUUUGCCAUCCAGAGUUUAUCACUGCUGAAGAAUCUUGGGGGAACAGCUCAGCUGAGUGGGAUGGAGGAUCUCUGCUGAGCAAAGACUUGGCUGGUUCCUCUGGAUCUGCCUCCCAAGAGAAAGGGGAGCUUCUGGACAGUGCUCACAUCAGGUCCCGUCUUUUGAAACUGAGGUGCUGUAUACGGUGGCUGAAGGUUGCAAGCCUGUUUGUCUUUGUGGUGGUGUGCUCUAUUUUAUUCAGCCUGUAUCCAGAUCAAGGAAAGUUCUGGCAGUUGUUGGCUGUGUCACCCCUGCAAAGCUACUCUUCAAACCUCACCAGCCAUGUGGACUCCACACUGCUCCAGGUGGACCUGGAAGGGGCCCUGGUGGCCAGUGGCCCAAGUCAUACUGGAAGAGAAGAACAUGUUGUGGUGGAGGUGACCCAGGCCGAUGUUCCAGGCUCCAGGCGGCGGCGGCCACAGCAGGUCACUCAGAAUUGGACUGUAUUUUUAAAUCCGAGAAGAAGUGAGCGCUUGGUGGUGAGCAGGACCUUUGAGAUACUGAGCAGAGAUACUGUUUCUAUCAGCAUUCGAGCCUCUGUCCAGCAGACCCAGGCUGUUCCUCUUCUGAUGGCUCAUCAGUAUCUCCGUGCAAGCAUAGAAGCACAAGUGAUCAUUGCUGUGGUCAUCCUUGCUGGGGUCUACAUGCUGAUUAUAUUUGAGAUUGUUCACAGAACACUGGCAGCCAUGUUGGGUUCCCUUGCAGCAUUAGCAGCGCUGGCUGUGAUUGGAGACAGACCCAGCCUGACCCAUGUGGUGGAGUGGAUUGAUUUUGAGACCUUGGCCCUGCUAUUUGGCAUGAUGAUCUUAGUAGCCAUAUUUUCAGAAACUGGAUUUUUUGAUUAUUGUGCUGUAAAGACAUACCAGCUCUCUAGGGGAAGAGUGUGGGCCAUGAUCAUCAUGUUGUGUCUCAUUGCCGCUGUCCUGUCUGCCUUCCUAGACAAUGUCACCACAUUGCUGCUUUUUACUCCUGUGACGAUAAGAUUGUGUGAGGUGCUCAACCUUGAUCCAAGACAAGUCCUGAUUGCAGAAGUGAUCUUCACAAAUAUUGGAGGAGCUGCCACUGCCAUUGGGGACCCACCAAACGUCAUUAUUGUUUCCAACCAGGAGUUGAGGAAGAUGAUGCAAGCUCAGCUUGGAGGCCUGGUCAGGAGGCAGGGCAUUCACUACCUCCUGCUCUUAUCAGAUGCCUUCUUGCUGAGAACUACACUUGUAUCUUCCAUGUUCACUAGAUCUACUUCAAUGAUUAGGCAGUGUCUGGAUUUUGAACUGAAGCACGAGAUCCAUGUCUGGCGCCUGACUGCGCAGCGCAUCAGCCCGGCCAGCCGAGAGGAAACAGCGGUUCGGGGCCUGCUCCUGGGGAAGGUGCAGGCACUGGAGCACCUGCUGGCCCGAAGGCUGCAUACCUUUCACAGACAAAUCUCACAGGAAGAUAAAAAUUGGGAGACCAAUAUCCAGGAACUCCAGAAAAAGCACAGGAUAUCAGACAGGAUUCUGCUCACCAAAUGCCUGAUGGUGUUGGGAUUUGUUAUCUUCAUGUUCUUUCUCAAUUCAUUUGUUCCUGGUGUUCAUCUUGAUCUUGGGUGGAUUGCUAUUAUGGGUGCCAUCUGGUUGCUAAUUUUAGCUGAUAUCCAUGAUUUUGAGAUAAUUCUACACCGAGUAGAAUGGGCAACUCUUCUGUUCUUUGCAGCACUUUUUGUUCUAAUGGAGGCACUGGCACAUCUCCACUUAAUAGAAUAUGUUGGAGAACAGACUGCUUUGCUAAUAAAGAUGGUCCCAGAGGAUCGGCGCCUCACAACUGCCAUCAUCCUGGUGGUCUGGGUCUCAGCCAUUGCAUCAUCCUUGAUUGACAACAUCCCAUUUACCGCUACAAUGAUUCCUGUUCUCCUGAACCUCAGCCAAGACCCCGAGGUCAGCCUGCCUGCACCACCACUCAUGUAUGCCCUGGCCCUUGGCGCCUGCCUGGGAGGUAAUGGGACACUGAUUGGAGCAUCGUCAAAUGUAGUUUGUGCAGGAAUUGCUGAGCAGCAUGGAUAUGGAUUCUCUUUCAUGGAAUUUUUCAGGUUGGGCUUCCCAAUGAUGGUUGUCUCCUGCACAGUUGGGAUGUGUUACCUCCUUGUUGCUCAUGUCGUGAUGGGAUGGAAUUAACAGAUAUACAUCGUUUGAAGACUAAGGGAAACUUGAUCCAUCACCAACAUCAGUAGAAAACUGCCCCAAGACCACUCUUGGGAGAAGAAAAGGUGCUCAUCAUGGGGGUGCUCUGGAGUGGAAACCUUUGGCAUCCACACUCAUUCAGGUGAAUGCUAGAAAAUCAUGGGAAAUACAAGAUAACUUACUAAAGAUUCCACUACAAGAAAAUAUGUAUAUUUCAAAACAAGUCUUGCUAUGCUCUGUAAGAAAAGACACAAAUGCAAUAUUCAACCCCAAGUGGCUUGUACUGUUUAACUUUCAGUUUCCUGAGGUCAUCAAGAGUUUUUUUAUGUAAUCAUUUUCCAUGUUAAAAUAGUCUGCAUCUCUGUACUCUUUCUGGGAAAAGGAAAACAGUUUGUAAGGAAACAUUUUAUGUAUUAAAAAAAUAAACUGUAACUUGACAAAAGGUUUAGAAUUAAUUAGUAUCCUAGCUUUUUACCAGUUUAUAUAAUAUAAAAUUAUAUUUUAUCCAUUUAUGUUUUUCUCUGGAGUUUUUAAGUCAUCAAUUACAAGUGUAGAAAUUUGACUUGUAAGAUGGUCAUAAGUGCUUUUAAAAUAAUAUUUUACAAUUUAACAGCCUAGAAUAAUAAACUUGAGUUUUGAAGGUGG